AUGUUAGCGCGUCAUUUCGUCACCGAUCCUAACAGUCUCAUUUCUUCCCGACCCGACUCAUCCGAAGCGGGCGAUAACGCGCCGUCACAAUUCGCCACACCCCCCGGUCGUCCGCGUCUGAUCACCACGCGCCGCCGGCCCCACUCUAAGUUCCCAUUUCGCGCGAUUUUCCUUGAUGGGUUUUGUGGGUUGUCGGGGUUUCUGACGAAAUACGUACAUUUCUGGAGCUGUCUAGGUCUGCCGGCGAUGGUGGAGGCCGCGGCCGUCGCAGAUGGCGAGGAUAAUUGGAAGAAAUCAAAAGAGGGCACAAAAUGGAAAUGGGCUAAGUUGGGUGCAGUUUUAGUGGCGGUGGUAGCCAUAGCUAUGACAUCUAGGCACGCCCAGAAUCAGACGUCCUGCUCAUGUUCUCAGGAUUCUAGAAAAUAUACAGGCAUUGUUGAGGAUUGCUGUUGUGAUUAUGAGACAGUUGACAGUCUUAAUGGGGCAGUACUGUAUCCCUUACUUCAAGAUCUUGUUAAGACUCCAUUUUUCCGAUACUUUAAGGUUAAGUUGUGGUGUGAUUGUCCAUUUUGGCCCGAUGAUGGUAUGUGCAAGUUGCGGGACUGUAGUGUCUGCGAAUGUCCAGAAAAUGAAUUUCCAGAACUUUUUAAGAAGCCAAUGCCGCGUGUUCUUGGAUCUAAUGAAUUAAUAUGCCAAGAGGAAAAGCCACAGGCCGCUGUUGACCGCACUCUAGAUUCAAAGGUCUUUAGGGGCUGGAUUGAAGUGGACAAUCCAUGGACUCAUGAGGACGAGACUGAUAAUAGUGAGAUGACGCACGUAAAUCUCCAACUAAAUCCCGAACGAUAUACUGGAUAUACAGGGCCAUCAGCUCGAAGGAUAUGGGAUGCUGUAUAUUCUGAAAAUUGUCAAAAGUAUUCAUCAGGAGAGAUUUGCCAGGAGAAAAGAGUCUUGUACAAGUUAAUUUCCGGCCUGCAUUCCUCAAUUUCAAUUCACAUUGCCUCUGACUACUUGCUUGAUGAAGCUAAAAAUCUGUGGGGUAGAAAUCUAGAGUUAAUGUACGAUCGUGUUCUGAGGUAUCCUGAUCGAGUGAGGAACUUAUACUUCACGUUCAUGUUUGUACUCCGAGCCGUAACAAAAGCCGCAAAUUACUUGGAGCAAGCCGAAUAUGAUACUGGAAAUAUUAACGAGGACCUUAAAGUGCAGUCCUUAAUGCGACAGUUGCUCGACAAUCCAAAGCUGCAGUCUGCAUGUCCACUUCCAUUUGAUGAAGCUAAAUUGUGGCAAGGAAAAGGUGGGCCCGAGCUGAAGCUGGAGAUUCAGAAGCAGUUCAGGAACAUCAGUGCUCUAAUGGAUUGUGUUGGAUGUGAAAAAUGCCGGCUUUGGGGAAAACUUCAGAUGCUUGGUCUUGGAACUGCACUGAAGAUUCUCUUCUCAGUCGACGGUAAAAGCCAUCCAAAUGAACCUCUGGAACUGCAAAGAAAUGAAGUGAUUGCCUUGGUGAACUUGCUUAAUCGAUUGUCCGAAUCUGUCAAACAUGUAAAUGAAAUCGGCCCUUCAAUCGAGCAGAAAGUAGCUCCUCCGAGGUUUAUCUCUGUGAACAAGCGUCCACCGAUCAAAACCCUCGACACCAUUGAUGAAGAAAAGGCUUAUUCAGCAGCCUUUUCUCCAUCAUCAAGAAAAAUGAUCGAUGGGGAGGGAUAUGAUCGAGGCCAAGUCUCGCCUUUCGAGUGA
This is a messenger RNA of Striga hermonthica, 1731 nucleotides long. NCBI's taxonomy places the organism in Eukaryota, Viridiplantae, Streptophyta, Magnoliopsida, Lamiales, Orobanchaceae. The record is from the annotation of a GenBank genome assembly.